AUAAUAACUCAGAAACACAGUGCAUUAGUUCAAAUUAGAGAACGUUCGUGGGUGAUUGAAAGCAGCACGUAAUUGAAUCAUCGUUGCACCUGUUGCAAUAAAGAAAACUAGGAAGAAUAAAAAGUGAAGGAUUUCGUUCAAAAUGAAGCAGCAGACGAUUUUAGUUCUUUUCGCGGUUCUGCUUGUGUCGGCCUCUUACGCCGAUGCUCUGGUGUUUGUUUAUGCGAAGACCUGUGCAUCGUGUAAGGCUCUCGGGGCGAGGUAUUGUGGUUAUGGUUAUAUCCACUCCAAGGGAUACGUUUCCUGCGACGGGGCGAAUUCCAUCGCCAAUUGUGAUGCUUGCAAGAGACGGUUCGGACGGUGCGUUUCCGGGGCGAUUACCGAAUGUUAUGUCGGUUAAGGACUGGUAUUGAUUUUGGAUUUCUAGAGAACUGUCUUAUGGAGAGAAGAAAUCAAAUGAUAUACGCAGAAUAGAAUUAGAAUUGACGAAAAUUGCAUUUAUUUUGGGGAUUAUCUAAAUUCAUUGUCAUACUGUUCAAUAUUCGAAAUAAACUUGAAAAUGUUAUUCAA
Toxorhynchites rutilus septentrionalis is the source of this 570-nucleotide messenger RNA. RefSeq lists its product as uncharacterized. The coding region runs from base 143 to 400 and encodes 85 amino acids. The transcript is spliced from 3 exons. Lineage: Eukaryota; Metazoa; Arthropoda; Insecta; Diptera; Culicidae. The record is from RefSeq and is a predicted model, not a curated record.